AAGGUAGCGGAGGCGUGAGUAAGAGCCGCCUCCUCCUCCCCGCCCGCUCUCACUUACGUGCGGCCGGGCGGGCGGGCGGGCAGGCACGGAGCCGCCGUCCCGCACCCGCACACUUGCCGGAGAUGAACCGCGCCGCGCUGCGGGUCUCGCUCCUACUCCCGCUCCUGCUCCUGCCCGCCCUGGGCCGUGCCGGCACCGACCAGGAACACGGCGGCGAAGAGACCCCGCAUUCCCCGGGGAAAGGCCACAGCCACUGGAGCUAUGAAGACCUGAAGCACUGGAGUACGGACUACUUGGACUGCGGGGGCACCAAGCAGUCACCCAUCAAUGUUGACACAGCUCAGGCCAUCUUCAGCCCUGACCUGCGGCCGAUCCAGCUCUCUGGCUACAGCCUGCCCGCCAACGAGCUGCUCAAGCUGAAGAACAAUGGGCACACAGUUGUCCUUGAGCUGCCCGACUCCCUGGCCCUCACUGGUGGCUAUGCCCAGCAGUACCGAGCUGCACAGCUGCACCUGCACUGGGGCUCCCCGACAGGACCCGGCUCGGAGCACACCGUCAAUGGGCGGCGCUUUGCUGCCGAGAUCCAUGUGGUCCACUACAAUACCAAGUAUGACAGCUUUACAGAGGCAAUGGUUCACCCAGAUGGCCUGGCUGUACUGGGAGCCUUUCUGGAGGUUGGGCAUGGGGAGAACCAAUACUACCAUGAAAUACUUAAGCAUCUAUAUGAAAUCAAGGAAGUAGGACAAGAAACCUUGGUGCCUGGAUUCAACAUUGCAGGUCUGCUGCCUGCCAACCUGAAACUCUACUUCCACUAUAAUGGCUCUCUGACCACCCCUCCCUGCUACCAGACAGUCAAGUGGACAAUCUUCAACCAGACCAUGCUGCUCUCUCAUCGCCAGAUGUCAGUGCUGGUUUCAACCCUGAGAAGCCCUGACGACGAGCUUUUGCAGAACAACUACCGGCCAGUGCAGAACCUGCACGGGCGACGGGUGCUGGCGAGUUUCCAGACCACCCCUUCAGUGAAACACGCUCCUGGUAGUGAUGAUUCAGCAACAGCAGAAGGACACUCCAGCUCAUUUCAUGCAGGAGAUGUGCUGGCUGUGCUCUUCGGGGUGCUCUUUGCUGUCACAGCACUGGCCUUCCUGCUGUACAUCUAUAAGCACCGCAGCCAGAACACACGGCUGGACUCGCCGACCAAAUCCAAGGUCAUCUACACGGCAGCCAGCACCGAGAACACUGCGUAAACUCCACACCUCUGUGGCAGUCCCAGCCCCACUGGCUCAGCCUGUCACCCCACCUCCCCUCACUCCCACCCCAGGUCAAGGAAGACCAGAGCUCCAGCACGCCUUGGCUGCACGGGCUGCCCACAUGGACUGUUUGUCUGGGGGCAGCAUUUGGCCCCAAUAGAUAUUUUUGUUAUAAAAAAGGUAAAAACUCUUAAAAAAAAAAAAAGUAAAAUCCUCCCAUACCAGCUGUCU
Messenger RNA from Motacilla alba alba, 1478 nucleotides. RefSeq names its product carbonic anhydrase 9-like. Gene Ontology annotation, molecular function: carbonate dehydratase activity; zinc ion binding. The record is from RefSeq and is a predicted model, not a curated record. The transcript is spliced from 12 exons. Gene Ontology annotation, cellular component: plasma membrane. Bases 123 to 1244 code for a protein of 373 amino acids. NCBI's taxonomy places the organism in Eukaryota, Metazoa, Chordata, Aves, Passeriformes, Motacillidae.